Porites lobata is the source of this 435-nucleotide messenger RNA. Lineage: Eukaryota; Metazoa; Cnidaria; Anthozoa; Scleractinia; Poritidae. The record is from the annotation of a GenBank genome assembly.
AUGGCCUAUCUCUCUGUCAUCGCCUUGGCCGACGGAUUUCAGCAUGCUGAUGAGCCGUUCUUUUUCAAGGCCCUCGCCUUGGGUGACGUGGCCACCAAGACCUAUCGCAUCCGCCAGUUCGAUUCGACUCCACUACUAACCAGCUCCGCCACUGCUAUCCAAACUUAUAGAUACCAGUCACAUCUCCAUGGUUGGGACCUCCACUCCACCGGUCUGCCUCAGUGUGCAGUGGAAACCUGCCUCCUUUCCUUCCUCCAGGAGUUCAUCUUGGACGUUUUUGAGGGCAACCAGCCUGUUCCCGAGACAAUCACCAUUUGGGUGAAGGGAAGACACCAAAUGGCCCUAUUCGGUCGACUAGUGGAGUCUUUGCCUUGUCUCGGUAUAGCCCUUCUUGUCCAGGACUUAGAGAACAUUUCCUGCCCACCGGCAAAACAG